Messenger RNA from Octodon degus (degu), 353 nucleotides. RefSeq names its product prefoldin subunit 2. Gene Ontology annotation, cellular component: prefoldin complex; cytoplasm. The transcript has a single exon. The annotation marks the transcript as partial. Gene Ontology annotation, biological process: protein folding. Gene Ontology annotation, molecular function: protein folding chaperone. The record is from RefSeq and is a predicted model, not a curated record. Lineage: Eukaryota; Metazoa; Chordata; Mammalia; Rodentia; Octodontidae.
CGAAGAUGGCGGAGAACAGUGGUCGACCCGGCAAGAGCAGCUGGAGCGGCGCGGGGAAGGGGGCGGUGUCGGCCGAGCAGGUAAUUGCUGGCUUCAACCGCCUUCGCCAGGAACAGCGGGGCCUGGCAUCUAAAGCCGCUGAGCUGGAGAUGGAAUUGAAUGAGCACAGCCUAGUGAUCGACACACUGAAGGAGGUAGAUGAGACUCGCAAGUGCUUCCGCAUGGUUGGAGGUGUGCUUGUGGAGCGGACUGUCAAAGAGGUGCUGCCCGCCUUGGAGAAUAACAAGGAGCAGAUACAGAAGAUCAUCGAGACACUGACCCAGCAGCUUCAGGCAAAGGGAAAAGAACUCAAU